Molecule: messenger RNA, 536 nt
Organism: Saccostrea cuccullata (small rock oyster)
Lineage: Eukaryota; Metazoa; Mollusca; Bivalvia; Ostreida; Ostreidae
Product: von Willebrand factor C domain-containing protein 2-like
Exons: 2
Coding region: 92-499 (135 amino acids)
Biological process (GO): negative regulation of BMP signaling pathway
Cellular component (GO): AMPA glutamate receptor complex
Source: RefSeq, a predicted model, not a curated record
GUGUCACCUAGGAAUUGCACAAUCAAUCUCCUAAACAAUUGAUAAGAGAAAUAUGCCUUUCUGAAUUUUCUUCCAUUCAACACAGGUCAGAAUGAUUUCUAUCGCAGUGCUGAUUUUUAUGAUAACUUAUGUGCAAGGGGAGUUACUUCCCCUGGAGUUGACGACAACUGCAGGAUGUUAUUACCACGGUUCCUACUAUCCAGUUGGUUCCUUUAACCCGACUCCAUGCGAAUAUUGCCAGUGUACCACCAGUGGACAGGCUAUGUGCGCCAUUGCUGACUGCGUUAUGACACCCUGUGUUGACCCGAUUCAUGAAAAGGAUAAGUGUUGCCCAACGUGUCCAAAUGGUCAUAACUGCAAGGCACCAGAUGGACACAUAAUAAAAGUCGGGGAUACCUAUCACAUGGACCACUACACAACUUGUCAUUGCGACAGUCACCAAUGGGGAUCCAACCUGGCUGUUUGUGCUCACAGACAUCCCCCACAUCAUGAUGGGUGAUUCUAAUGUUGGAUAAUUCAAAUAAAGGUGUUCUGUC